CCCAACCUGCCCCCUCUGACUCCCCCCCCUUCCCUCUUUCUCUGGACGGUCUGUUCCACAAAACGAGAAAGGAGACCCUGUCACUUCUGAGCAGACUAGUCGAACAGCAGAGAAGUUGAGGCUCAACUUUCACCACAACGAGGCUUCAGCUUCAGAACUUCGUUAGGCAGAGAAGGUUGUGUUCACGUGCAGACAUGCAGCACGGAAUGCUGAACCUGUCAGUCUCAUUGAUUGGCCUGUGGCUUGUGAUUUCAGGAGCUUCGGUGGAGGCAGCGGACAACAUGGAGCUACAAGGAGCAGCCUCAGUGAAACCUGUCCAUCAGUCCCCCUCGCUGUGUGCUGGUGAGCAGGACUAUGUUGACAGGAGGAAAAGGGUCGUUCUGGAGUCUCUCCACAGCCUGGGAAUCAACUGUUCUGCAGACUGGGUUCCCCACAUCGCUCUGCUGCCCUCCGGUGGGGGUCAGAGGUCAGCCGUGGGUCUGAUGGGUUGCCUCUCUCAAAUGGAAAAGGAUGGUCUGCUGGACUCUCUGCUUUACAUGGGAGGAGUCUCUGGGUCAACGUGGUCCAUGUGCUCCCUCUACAGUGACCCGCACUGGAGCGGCAACAUGGACAGAGCAGUGUCCCUGAUGACACGUCCUGGGGUCGAGCUGGAGCAGGCUCUGGCCUGGUUGGACAAGAGGUCGAAGGAGGAACUUUUCUCUCUCUCUGAUAUCUGGGGGGUGUUAACCUCUGCUGGGAUCAUGAAACAGAUGGACUUGCGGCAACUUUCCGACGAGGCCAGCAGGAAUGCCACAAACCCUUACCCCAUCUACAGUGCCAUAGAGAAGGGAUGCCUUUUAGAUGGGCCUAUAGAAGGGAAAUGGUUUGAGGUCAGUCCUCAUGAGGCUGGAUUCACAGAGCUGGGUGUCUUCGUUGAGACGUCUCUCCUGGGCAGUAAGUUUCAGAGCGGAGAGCUGCAGGAGCAGAAGCCAGAGAUGGACAUGAUCGAGCUACAAGGUGUUCUAGGUUGUGCGUUGGCUCAUGAAGAGGUUAUCAGAGAGUUCAUCCCUCCCUGGUUGAAUGUGCCCGGACAUAUAGACAGGGAUGCUGACGAGUACUUGCGUGUAUACAACACCCUUGACAAACUGGUGGCCCUAAUCAGAAGUUCCACCAGGGACCCUACCACUCUUUCUGCACUGAACACGCUGCAGAAAGUACUAGAAGACAAGGUAAAUCGUAAUGAUUCUUCGUUGCUGGAGUCAAAGAAUAUGGAGGAAAGAAAAAAGAUUUUUCAGCAUUUGAGUCUGGAGCUGCUGGCGGCAGUAGACACCUGGAGUCAAAGUGUGGAGAAUGCAUCUGUAAUCCCUAAGAAAGUCCUUCCCCUGAUUAUGAAGUGGGAGUGGGGAACAACCAGGAACUUCCUCUACCAACACAAAGAUGCUCCACCUUGCCUUCGUGCCAAAGAAAGAUUCCACCUGGUCGAUGCCGGGCUGCUGAUCAAUGUUGCCUACCCUCCUUUUCUGGGAGAGAAGAGAGACAUUGACCUCAUUAUCGUACCGGAGUACAGCGCUGGAAAUAUGUUUGAGACUCUGACUCUGGCCAGAGACUAUGCUGCGGAGGUAAAGAAGCCUUUCCCUGAGAUACAAGAUCAGGUCCUGGAGGAGAGAGAGUGGCCAAAGGACUGCUACGUGUUCGAGGGAAAAGAGAAGGAGCCUACAAUCGUUUACAUGCCGCUCUUCAAUAGACGGAACUGCCAAGAUGCAAAUGAGGUCAAUGCAAAGAUGGAGGAGUUCUCCACUUUCCAGGGUCCUUUCAGUGAGGCCAAGAUCAAGUUUAUGUUGGAGACGGCAGAAGCUAACAUGAAGAACAACAAGGAACUUCUGCUGAGGGAGAUAAAUAAGGCCGUUCUCCGCCGGCAGAACAAGAGGAAGUCUGUGCUGAACAAUCCAUAAUCAAAAAUAAUUAUGACUCAGUCUCUGACUUCAUCUCCAUAAAGAGUUGAAGGAGAAGAAUCUCUCAGACAGACACAGGAGGCUGAAGAAGCACUAACCGCACCAACAUGGGCAAUACAGAAUCAUGUAAUGCAUGCAUGUAAUGAUGUCUGCUAAGAUGGCUGACACUAAAUAAAUGUUGGUUGCAUGUGUGAAA
Molecule: messenger RNA, 2127 nt
Organism: Pleuronectes platessa (European plaice)
Lineage: Eukaryota; Metazoa; Chordata; Actinopteri; Pleuronectiformes; Pleuronectidae
Product: cytosolic phospholipase A2 gamma
Exons: 14
Coding region: 195-1931 (578 amino acids)
Biological process (GO): glycerophospholipid catabolic process
Cellular component (GO): nuclear envelope; nucleoplasm; cytosol
Molecular function (GO): calcium-dependent phospholipid binding; calcium ion binding
Source: RefSeq, a predicted model, not a curated record